CGCCGUGGCAUGCGUUCGCCAUCACCGAUCAGCCACCAGACGGCUGUCACCCCAUCCCCAGUCUAUCAUCCUGCCCGACGACUAUCCUGUCUUCACCCUCGCCUGUCGACACCAAACCUCUGUCCUCGCAACGGGUCGUUCGAGUCCGGCCUGUCCACGGAUCCCCCUACUUACUCGCUUCUCUUCCUGACUCACCCUGGCUCGCAAACCUGCCGCUCCGCUCGCGUUCCCUUGCUUGCUCGCCUUUGAUCAAUGCUUCUGACAAUACUGCCCGCAAUGGUGCUCUCCACAGCGGCGGCCUCGGGCUUCAGCAUAUCUUCGCUCUCGUUCUUCUCGCUGUUCUUCGGAGCAUCCAAAUCGCACAGCAAGCCGGCCAAGACUGCGAGCACCCCGAAAACCAGACAUGUCGCCGCCCAGGCAGAAACCAAACCCUCCGCACCCCAAAAAAUAGCACGCGACGCCCAGGCAGAUACCCCUCUCGAGUCUCAAUCUCCCGACUCGGCCUAUGCAACUCUGCUGAGCGACAGCAUCCGUGCAGAAUCUGCAACUCCAGGAGCCAGCCCCGUCCCCACGAGCCCAAUGUCUCCGGUGGUGGCAGCUUCUGCGAGCAUCUCUCCUGUCAGCCCGCAGCUCAUCAACAGCCUCAAUCCCCAUGAUCCCGUCACUGACCCCAGCGAGCCUGUCGAUCGAUCCCAUUCGGCCGUCGCAACGCAAAAAGGUGGGUUCUUGCGGGACGGCUGGCGAUUCCUGACCCGAAACGUCUUCAAACGGUCGACUCUCGAGACAGGCGCCCAACACCUUUUCCGGUCGUCCACAUCCAAGCCGGAGGCCAAAGCCACUGCUGCCGCCACGGCUGUGUCUCCUGUCUCUGCCUCCUCAUUCGACCCCUCUCCACCAAUGUCGGGUCUCCGUUCCCCUCUCGCUCCGACAUCUUCUGCCCCUCCUGUCCUGCGAAUUCCUCCUCCUCCAGUAGACCCGGUCCCCCCAAAGCGGAGCCAGUCGCUUCUCUAUCGUUCAGACGAUCCCGCUUCGGCGGCUCAUGCCGCAGGACGCGUCGCUGCCGUCAACAAGUUUGAAGAGACCAUCCGCCGACACCUGCCUUCCGACGUCGGGGCGUCGUCGUCGGUGGCCUCGGGAUCCGAUUCCGCCGCUCGACAGGCCGCCCCGAACAUGAACCCGUCGAAAUCGCGUAACGGCGGUGUCGCCCUCGGCCUGUCUGCCUGGAACCGCCACGCCCCCGGCGCCAGCCUCCCCGGCGCGAGCCAGGACAUCAGCCUGUCGCAAAGCUUUUUCGGGCUCAAAAAGCCUGCCACCAAGCCAACCAAGGCGCAAACCCUCGAGCGGCAGCUCGUCAACGGGUCGUACCAGUGCCUCACCGGCGACUCGUGCCAGGUCUGUGCCGGCACCCAGUACCUCGAGGACGGACGCAUCUGCAUGGCCUGCACCGAGCAGCCCUUCGCAACCCUCCCGCGCGACCCGAGCCGGCCCCGCCCGCUAUCCCUCAGCAAAGGCGCAGACGGGACCCUGGCCCAGGGAAUCAAGAGCAGCGCCAAUCGAUUCAAGGACAAGAUGACGGGUCUGCUGAGACACCGCAAGUCGGUCGAGACCUUUGAUCUCAACGACGGCGAGCCCUCGGGUGAGCGACAGCAUGCCACCGGGUCGCUCUUCCGCCGUGGCCGCUUCCGCAAAGCCAGGCAGGAAGGGGAAGAGGGCCCCAGACUCAACUCCAAGCCCAGCCUGGACCCCGGCCCGUUCAGUCCGUGGAUCAAGGAGCAAAAGGAGUCUGACCGAGUGUCGCUGGCCUCCACCUCAUCGUCGUCACCUCAUAUGCCGGCCGAUGCAACGCUCGCGCGCUCGCUCCCUCGUACGCUGCCCAAGACGCCGCAGCUAUCGCCGCUGAUGAGCCCUGCAGCCAGCCCUCCGCUGGACCCUCGUGCCAGCCCGGAGAUGAUCAUGGAGGAUCCGUCGAUCCGGUCCGACAAGCUCAAGAGAAUGUACCACGACGUGCUCUAUAACGACGUGAGCCUCGACGACCUUGCGGACCAACUGGCAAUGAUCGACUAGGCCGGCUGUGGCCAUGUCGUCACCGCGGCUGGCACCGUUGUACCUGGCGCCAUUGUAGCUAGCAUCAUUCGUGGUUGGCAUCGCUUGUGGUUGGCAUCGUUUGUGGUUAAGGUCGUUUGUGAGCACAUUCACUUUUUUUCAUUUUGCACUGUGGG
Polychytrium aggregatum is the source of this 2219-nucleotide messenger RNA. RefSeq lists its product as uncharacterized. Bases 253 to 2064 code for a protein of 603 amino acids. The record is from RefSeq and is a predicted model, not a curated record. The transcript has 2 exons. Lineage: Eukaryota; Fungi; Chytridiomycota; Chytridiomycetes; Polychytriales.